Messenger RNA from Cheilinus undulatus (humphead wrasse), 3540 nucleotides. RefSeq names its product leucine rich repeat and coiled-coil centrosomal protein 1 (gene lrrcc1). Bases 334 to 3357 code for a protein of 1007 amino acids. The record is from RefSeq and is a predicted model, not a curated record. The transcript has 19 exons. Lineage: Eukaryota; Metazoa; Chordata; Actinopteri; Labriformes; Labridae. Gene Ontology annotation, cellular component: centrosome; cytoplasm. Gene Ontology annotation, molecular function: protein binding.
GGAACUUGAAUACUGGAAGCGGUCAGUUUAACUCGACGGAGAAGAAGCUUAGAACCACAACAAAUGCUUUUAUCGGCAUACAAAGUCUGUUUUAGCUGUUAGAAACUAUGCUUACUUGUUAUUUUCCUUUUAAGACGUGUUUUUAACUGUUCGAUAGGAGUUCGUCUCUUGAGUGCUGAACUUUUGCUAACAUGCUAGGUGGCUACAACCAAGCAGGUUUAGUUGUUGUCUGAGGUUUUUACACUCGAGUAGGGUGCUUAGAUUUUUCUAAAUAUGGAAACUUAAUGCUGAAGAAUUAAAGGGGAACACGGAAUAAACGGCCUCAGCGUCGUUAUGGGAGACAAAGAGCUGAGUCUUAUUGACAAGAAUAUAACAAGUUUGCUAGAUGUUCACCUGAGUCUGACUGUAACAUCGCUUAAUCUCCAUUGCAAUCACAUCCCAAGAAUUGAGGGCUUGACGUCAGCUUGGCACCUGCAGCACUUAGACCUCUCCUCCAAUUGCAUUUCUAAGAUUGAGGGUCUGAGUUCACUCACUUCCCUGAGGACUCUAAAUUUAUCCUGUAACUUACUGACCAAGGUUGAAGGACUGAAUGGUCUUAUAAACCUAAGGAGAGUAAACUUAUCCUACAAUCAAAUAAAUAACCUCACUGGCUUGUUGUAUCUCCAUGGCACGGACUAUAAGUUGAAGCACCUCAGUCUCCAUGGCAACAAUCUGGACAGCAUCGAUCACCUCCUGCAGUGCCUGCUGGGAUUGCAUGGUUUAAGAGAGGUCAUUUUGAGUGAGGAUGGCAAAGACAAUCCUGUGUGCAGGUCAUCAGGUUACAGGGAGAUUGUUAUGCACUCUUUGCCACAGAUCUCUGCUCUAGAUGGCCUAGACCGGCUGGGAAAUAUUUCACAUCAAGGUCUUGGGAGUCCCUGUGAUAUUCCAGGACUGGAGGACUAUGUGGACCUCCUGCUGUCCUCAGAUGCCAGUAACGUUGAAGCUGUUAGAGGGGAUGUUCCUCUCACCACACCCCGCAUCGAUGAAGUGCUGACCCAGUUUCGACAGAGGAUUGCCUCCGAAGUAAUUACAGGUCCAGUCAUACAAGCAGAUCAUCAGAGCUUCCAGCCGGUUCGUUCCACUGUGUCUGAUCAAGUAGACCCCGGUAAUGAACAACGCAUCAAGAAACUGGAGCACCAGGUGUCCCGGCUCAUCCAGCAGGCCCCCACAGGUGACAAAUCAAGUGUGGUGAAGGUACGGAAAGCAAAGAGGGACACAGAUCGUACAUCAGAGAGUGAGUGUGACAGUGGAAAGGAGAACAAGAGGCACACCAGGAUACCAAAACAUCGCAGCAGCAUAACUUCAAGGACAAACUCUAAGGAGAGGAGGAGCGGCAGAUCGGACAGCGAUCAGGAGAAUCAUAAACAGAGGAGUCUAAAGUCUGCUGUGGGGACCACAAAGAAGGCUGGCAGUGCUGGGGGAGCAACCAAAAGGGUACCUUUGAGAGCUGCCAAGACCUCCAGCGACAUGAAAGCCAAAUCCACUGAGGAGGAAACCUACAGGACUAUUGUAGAUGAGCGAGACCAGGAGAGGGAGAGACGCUGGAAAGCCGAACAGGCUGUGAGGAAACUAACACAGGAUCUAAAGUGUCUGCAGACGAAGGUCAGCGAGGAAAAAGAUCUUCAGAGCAUGGCCCUGCACACCACUGACAGACUGAAAGAAAUGUUGCUGAAAGAGCGAUCGGGUCGCUCUGAGCUGCAGACUCGUGUUGAGGAGCUGGAGGGGAGGUGUCAGUCUCUAAUCCAGCAGCUGGAGCAGGCCCGCAGCAGUGAGGAACAGCACAAGGCUGCGCUGUGCAGACUGGAGGAAAGCAUCUCCCAUGGAGAAGCACUCAAGGCUUGCCAGCAGGCGGAGGAGAUGAAGCGGCAGCAGGAGCUGGAGAACAAGGCAGCUGCUCUGAGGAGAGAGUUGGACAUCCAGAGAGCCUCAGUGCGUCAACAUAAAGAUAAACUCCAGAAGCUGCAUGAACUGCUUGCAUGCCGAGAACAAGAGCAUAGAAGACAACUGGAGUUGCGGUUGCAGCCAGGUGGGAGAGAUUUCUGUAAGGCAGUUUCUAAAGAAGUUGCAUCAGUGGAACAAAGACACACUCACAGGGAGGCAGAGCUGCAGGAGAAACUGGCAGAGGGGAGAAAACAAUACGCUGCUCUGGAGGACGAAUUCCGCAUGGCCUUAACCAUCGAGGCUGCUCGCUUUUCUGAGGUAAAGGAGGCCUGUGAUCAGAUGACUGCAGAGCUGCUGGGGGUCAAGGCGGCACUUGCCAAGUCUCAGGACAGAGAGAAGAAAUCAGGCUCUCUAGUGCAGGAGCUCACAGCCAUGGUCAAAGAACAGAAGAACCGCAUCUCUCAGCUCAUCAAAGCCAAGAAAGAUGCCGUCACUGAUCUUAAGAGCCGUCUGCAUUCUUUAGAAGCAGAGGUGGAGCAGGAUCGGCGUCUCGGCCUGCAGCUGGAGUUGCUGAAGAAAGACAAAGCCCGACUUUUGUCUCAGCUCACUGCCCAGGAGUCAGUGAUAGAUGGCCUGAGAGCAGAGAGGAGAAUCUGGGGUCAGGAGCUCGCUCAGCAAGGAGUGUCUUUGGCUCAGGAUCGUGGACGCCUGGAGGCCAGGAUUGAGGUGUUGAGCACUGAGCUGGAGACUCAGAAAAAACUGAAUGACAGGGACGCUGAUGCCCUAAAAAUCAAAUCAAAAAUCAUAGAUGACCAAACAGAGACCAUCCGCAAACUUAAAGAGGCCCUUCAAGAGCGCGAUGAUCAGAUCCGUAGGCUGCGUGAAGAGGCUGUCCAGGUCCAGAAGAGGUUCCAGCAGCAGCAGGAGGAGGAAUCAACUCAGCAGGUUGAGCUAAGGGAGCGGGUGGAGCAUCUGAGCCUGCGUAAAGAGGAGCUGAAACAACAGCUGGAGGACAAGGAGGCAGAGCUUGAGGAGGCCAAAACAGUCUACAGGGAUUCCAGUAAAAAAUGGCAGGAGAAAGCAGAGCUGCUCACUCGGCUGGAGAGCCAGGUGAAGCGCAUGAAAGAGAACUUUGAUUCCAAGGAACAUUUACUCCUAGAAGAAAGAGAUAAAGCAACAGAGGCACACAAAGCUGCAGUGGAAAAGCUGCGAUGUGUUGACGAUGCAUUUCGGAGACAGCUAGAAUCCUGCCAGGCUGCCCAUCAAGCUGAGCUGCUACGACUGGCGAAUGAAAAGCAGAAACAGAUUGAGCAAGCCAAUCAGAGGGUAUUUGAAGUGGAGGACGAAAUGCGUCAGCUGCUGGAGGAGACAGAAACUAACAAGAAAAUCAUGGAAGAGAAAAUGAAACGCCUCACAAGUGUACUAAAAGACUUCUAACACAGGAUAUGGACCUUCCAAGGUGCUAUGGCACAGUACAAACUUGCCAUAGCAAAAUUUGUUGUGCAUACAGUUUUUUGAUAUUAAGUUGUUCAUUUUUAGUUUAUCAUGAUUAAUUUAAUAAAUUUCCUGAAAAAUUACAUAUAUUUGUUUAUUUAUGAGGUUGUGUUAACCCAAACUCAG